Monascus purpureus is the source of this 1209-nucleotide messenger RNA. NCBI's taxonomy places the organism in Eukaryota, Fungi, Ascomycota, Eurotiomycetes, Eurotiales, Aspergillaceae. The record is from the annotation of a GenBank genome assembly.
UGUUUCACCUUUUAUCGAUCCUGCGAAUUCAUCUCGAAAUUGUCCGCAAACCUCUAUAUUAGGGCAGGCACCCUUAACCAUCACCCAUCAUCAUAUCCGAGCCCCCAUAGUUACAUCUUUGAUAGGGAUCGCCCCACCACUUCGAGUUUGAUCGUGGUUACAGGUAUCUCUUUAAACUCAAUAACGAUGGCCUUGCCCAAGAGGAUUGUGAAAGAGACUGAACGCCUCAUGGCGGAACCUGCUGUACCUCAUGAAGACAACCUACGCUACUUCGACGUUAGUAUUCAUGGGCCGGCACAGUCUCCAUAUGAAGGAGGAAUAUUUAGACUCGAGCUCUUUUUACCCGACGACUAUCCGAUGACUCCCCCCAAAAUCCGUUUCUUGACUAAGAUCUACCACCCUAAUAUUGAUCGACUCGGUAGAAUCUGUUUGGACGUUUUGAAAAAUAAUUGGUCUCCUGCUCUUCAGAUCCGCACCAUCCUGCUCUCGAUCCAGGCUCUACUAGGAGCUCCUAACCCCGAUGAUCCACUUGCGAAUGAUGUUGCUCAACGUUGGAAGGAGGAUGAGCCGGCCGCUAUACAGACGGCGAGGGAAUGGACUAGAACCCAUGCUAUGUCCUAAAAUUUUGGAGAUCCGAUUGAUUCGCCAUUGCAUGAGUUAUGGAGCCAUCUUUUUGAAUGUGACCGUGGAGGAAGGCGGUAUUCUGAAUGUCAAGCCCAAGGGUUACGACAGGCGUUCUAGGUAUCUGUAUUUGGGAGAGUUACAGGCAUCCAGUUCUUUAAUUGGACGAUGAGAAAAGCUCUUCCAUUUCCUAUUUAUAAAUAUAAACAGCUCCGCCUCUUCGGUUCGUUUUCCCGUCGUCCGAUGCGUUUCAAUAGACAUGGCUCAUUUCCAGGGGAUCUGCAUAGAAACUGGCGGCCUCGCUCUGGCCAGGUAUACGGGGCUGCUCUGAAGGGCUUUAUAUAUCCCUUCAUCAGUGCGUGACCAGAACUUUUCUUUUCGUUCAAUAGACCCGACAAUCUUCCGAUAAACUCAUUUUGAUACUCAGGGCGGCAACUCGUAGUAUUGGCACUGUCGUGCUUAUAUCUAACAUUAACCUGCAAUAAGAUUACCAGUGGAUUGGUGGUCUUCCCAUCAGAUAAUGAGCCUGGUGAUGCACUUGAAGGCAUUUACUAUUUCCAAGAGAUGCUGAAAGGAAGCAGUAGAAAU